AUGCCCAAGAAGUCAUGGAUCAACAAGAAGACGGCCCAGCACUUCACCCUGGUGCACCGGCCCCAGAACGACCCCCUCAUCCACGAUGAGUCGGCCCCGUCCAUGAUCCUGAACCCCACCGACCCGGCCCAGGCCGCCGCCGCCUCCUCCUCCUCCUCCUCCUCCUCGUCCAAGCCGGCCGACCGGUCCAAGCACCUCGAUGACCUGGCCUCGGAGCUGGGCGUCGACGCCGCCAAUGUCCGCGCCAACGAGGGCGAGGCCGCCAACUACGGCGUCUACUACGACGACACCGAGUACGACUACAUGCAGCACCUGCGCGACCUGGGCGACCGCUCCGGCGGCGGCGACGUCAUGUUCAUCGAGGCCGACGCCGCAGGCACCAACCGCGGCAAGGCCAAGGCCAAGCAGCAGCAGAAGAGCCUCGAGUCCGCCCUCCGCGACCUCGACAUCCAGGCUGAAGCCGACAAGAAGCGCGACCUCUUCGACGAGGACUUCCUGCCCAGCAAAAACCUCACACACAAGACCUACCAGGACAUGCAAGACGUGCCCGACGCCAUCGGUGGCUUCCAGCCCGACAUGGACCCCCGGUUACGCGAGGUCCUCGAGGCCCUGGAAGACGAGGAGUACGUGGACAACGACGAAGGCGACGACAUCUUCCAGUCUCUGACCAGGGACGGCGAGGAGAUUGACGACUACGAGUUCGACGAGGUCGCCGACGACGGUUGGGAGACGGACGACACGGCAAAACCGGGCAACGAGUACAGAGCUGCCACGGCUGCGGACGGCGAUGUGGUCCCCGACUUGGUACCCGUCCCGGACCUAGAUGCCGACGAGGCUGCCGAGGCCGCCGACACAGUGAACUGGAUGGAGGACUUCAAGGCCUUCAAGAAGGACCAGAAGGCGACCGGCUCGCGGAAGCUGGGAGGCCCGCCAUCACAGUCCGACCUGCAGUCUUCCAUCAUGACCACGACCACCAACGGCGGCCGGAGGAAGAAGCGCAAGGGUGCCCUGACGGACGCGUCGUCCUACUCCAUGACCUCGUCGUCGCUGGUCCGCACCGAGCAGCUCGGCAUCCUCGACGCCCGCUUCGACAAGGUCGAGGAGCAGUACCAGGCCGACUUUGACGACGACGGCAUGGGCUCCGUGUCGGCCGUCUCGACGGCCUCCACCAUCGACGGGCCCAUGCGGGGCGAUUUCGACAGCGUGCUGGACGACUUCCUGGGCGGCUACAAGCAGAUCGGCAAGAAGCACAUGCGCAAGGGCGGCUGGAAGAACGGCACAGAGCAGCUGGACGAGAUACGGCGCGACCUGGGGCCGGCGAGGAUAAAGGGCAGGGCGGGGACCAAAAAGGCCCCCGCCGCCAGGUAG
This is a messenger RNA of Neoarthrinium moseri, 1368 nucleotides long. RefSeq lists its product as uncharacterized. Lineage: Eukaryota; Fungi; Ascomycota; Sordariomycetes; Amphisphaeriales; Apiosporaceae. The coding region runs from base 1 to 1368 and encodes 455 amino acids. Gene Ontology annotation, biological process: ribosomal small subunit export from nucleus; ribosomal small subunit biogenesis. Gene Ontology annotation, cellular component: preribosome, small subunit precursor; nucleus; cytosol. The record is from RefSeq and is a predicted model, not a curated record. The transcript has a single exon.